This is a messenger RNA of Paramuricea clavata, 439 nucleotides long. The record is from the annotation of a GenBank genome assembly. NCBI's taxonomy places the organism in Eukaryota, Metazoa, Cnidaria, Anthozoa, Malacalcyonacea, Plexauridae.
AUGUUCGGCUCGCACAAACCGAAAAUCUAUCGUUCCAGUAGCGGUUGUUGCAUUUGUGGCUCGAAAUCGUCGAGUUCUCGUUUUACUCCGACGGAAAAAUACGAAAAUCUUUUCACCGCUUGCUUCGAGGUCGAGCAAGGUUCCCGAACGGGCCUGAUUUGUAACGCUUGCGUUUUGUUGGUAAAACGUUGGCAAAAACUACCCGAGGAAAACAAGCGAUCGUGGAGCCAUGUAAGUGUAUUGUUUGCUGUAAAACGAGAUGUUUCUUUGGUGUAAUUUAUAUGUUUUAACCGUUUCAAGGUUGUGGACGGCAAAUCUAAAACUCGAAGAGGAUCGAGGCGAUCAACUUCGACGGACGAGAGGACCCCCAAAGCAAACGUCGACGAAACAUCGUCCCAAAAAGCUGUAACAUCGAAUGACAACGGCCAAAAAAGCAAAG